This is a messenger RNA of Triticum aestivum (bread wheat), 3502 nucleotides long. RefSeq names its product F-box protein At4g35930. Lineage: Eukaryota; Viridiplantae; Streptophyta; Magnoliopsida; Poales; Poaceae. The transcript is spliced from 5 exons. The record is from RefSeq and is a predicted model, not a curated record. Gene Ontology annotation, molecular function: protein binding. The coding region runs from base 2392 to 3195 and encodes 267 amino acids.
UUUCCUUUCUCUCUCCUCUCCUCUCACCCAUCCAUUCCACACAUCCAUCCACCAGGAUUCAGGAGAGAGAGAGAGAGAUUGUGCUGGUUCUCUGUGCCAGGCGGUUCGUCGGUUGGGAUUGGGUUGCUUGCGUCUAUUGCAGAAAGAGAGUUGAAUCCAUCCAGCAAACCUAUGGGAGCUGGCUCCUGAGCCGCGGCGGCGGGCGGGCGUAUCUGGACCGGGGCUUCUAGGUUUACCGUACCAAGGGAUGAAUCUGGCUGCCCAUACAUCUGUGCUUGCGUCCAUCCUUACUACUGUAGUUUGUAUUAUCACUUAUACAGGAGCACUACUGUUCAAUGGAGAUCUUCAAUAGGAGUACUCUCUUGUGACUGAUUACCCAUAGAUGUUGGAAAUGAGACAUUGCAGAGCGCGAGCCCUUCUUAACCCCUCCUCUGCGAUUACCCAUAGACACUACUCUCUUGUGACUGAUUACCCAUAUAUGCUAUGCUAGUACAAUGAAUUGAUACACACCACUACUACGGUUCCUUUGCGCAAUUGCUCUCUCAGGUUGUUGCUAAGGGCGCUGUUAAUGUAGUCAAUCAUGACCCAUAUCUCUCUGAAUGUCGUUAAUCAUGACUCAUAUCUGUUUUAAUGUGGUUAAUCACGACUCAUAAUAAUGGCCUCUCCAGCUAGUCGGCUUUCAGCGAGCAUGUCACUAUUUGUUACUACAAAAUUAGACAACCUAAUAUUAGCACAUUAACAACACAAUAAUUAUAGCAGCCUUGUAUGGCCAUGUCGCGCGUGCUAACCUCCCCUUUAUAUAUUCAGUUUUAUACUAGUGCCAUUCAUAGCAUCCUUUAGAUAAACAAAGGAAGCAGUCUUUGUUUUCUCGCAGCAUAUACUAGUGCUAAUUCGACAUAUACUACUGCCUACUUUCUGUAAUUGAAAAAUGCCAUUGCAGAAAAAAAGAAAACUUACGGACAAAGCCACUGCAAAAAGGGCUAAUUCGAUAUAUCCCACUGCCAUAAUGGCAUUUAUCAAAGUACCCAAGUGUUGACGAUGGAAAUGUUUUUGUAAGUUCUGUUUUGCAGUCAUAUUUUUUGAAUACGCGAAUUUGGCAGUGGUAUGUAUAGAAUUAACCCAUAAUAAAAUUGUUACAUCCAUUGAUUAAGAUAGUUGAUCAAUAAUGUCCAGUUCUGUCUCAAAAUAGUAAAUUUGAUGUCAAGGUUUGGGUGGAGAAGUGGGGAACAAAACACGUGUGCAAAUUAGCAUGACAUCUCCAGGCAGGUUAUGCACUGGGAAAAGAGUACAAUUACUGGGUCUGGACCCUAUCGUGAGGGGCCUGAUCAAACUGCCAGUUCAUGUCAACCAAAUCCCAAGACAAAUCUAACAGGCAGGGAGGUGUGCACACUUACUGACUGAAACAGAAAAUCCUCACUCUAAAUGGUAAACACCUAAACCAAACAUGAGAACGCCACAUGAAAGAAAUUAAAAGUUCACAACAAUUUAGAGCCUUUAGAGUAGGAAAAAUAGCGUCAAAAGUUUGGAUUUUGAAAUGUGGAUUCUGGGUGUGGCUGUACUUCUGUCUGUAUAAGUUACUCCUUCUAUACCUGCCAAAUCUUACCGACAGAGCAUAGGACAAGUCUUUCUAUACCUGCCAAAUCUUACCGACAGAGCAUAGGACAAGCCUUUCUAUACCUGCCAGCUGUGCAUUGUGUAGCUGCUGUUAGCCUACCCACUGUUUUUGUCUCGCUUUCAUUUCCUAACGAUUGUUUGACCGGUGUAGCUUCAUGUCGGCUGCUUGUGGUGCGCGCACGUACCCACCGUGCCACCAAGUCAUUUUCGUUACCGUUUAAUGCACUCUAGAACCUGGAACAUGAAGUUACCAUUUAUAUCACCAUGUAUUGCAAUUUUGUUCAGUUAUCCUGAUCUCAGGCUGCAUAAACUAAUUAUCAGCUUCUUCAAUGGAGAACAGAGAACUGUUAUACUUGCUUAGUUACCAAAUAACAAAUGAAUACAUUUGAAUAGUUGGUAUGAGCUUAUUUGGUGGCAAUGUGCUCACCUUCCCAUUAUUUUUCCCAUAUAACUAUCUCAUUGUCCUGAUUCUGACCCAAUCUAGGGAGAUGCGGAGGCCGCUGCUUGUUGUUUGUCUAGCAUAGGCUAUUAUGUUGCAGUUUCCUUUCUUACAUCCUAGCUCUACCUGACAUUAGAGUAUUUUUUGUACCAACUGGCAAGAUAGCAAAGGUGAACCGACUUUUGAUGUUCAUAAUGAGUUUAGUUCUCCUGUUAUAGUAUCUUUGUUGUUGCUGUACUCCUUUCAAUUUGUGCUACCUUUUACUGAAGCUGGGAGAUGAAACUGGAAAGGUUUUGCAUUAUCUGCCAUUCCAAGUUUUCCUGCUAGCAGUAGACAUCAUGGGGUCUGGAUCAGUGACUCUGAAGGAAAAGAAACGAGUGAAACAUACAAAGAACAAGUACUUGAAGCCUGGUGCCCUGGCUCAAAUUCGUUAUAGUAGGAGCACAAGCAGGGAUAUAGGGAAGAAACGGAUUCUGUUGAAUGUGGAGAAGGACGAUGAGCUGGAGACAUCACCACAUGCCGAGGUUGUGUUUGAAAGCAGUACACCAAUUAUGUCUCCAGCAAGACUCAGUUUUGAGACAUUUAGUGGCAUCAAGGGACAGUUGUUGCCAACAACUCCAAAGACUCCUCAAGCAGCUGAAUGUGAUGGCCAUUCAAGGCUUGAGUCACUUCCACUUGAUCUGUUGAUCAAGAUCGUCUGUUACUUGCACCAUGACCAGCUGAAGGCUGUUUUCCACGUUUCAUCAAGGAUCCGAAAGGCAGUGGAACUGGCACGGCAGUACCAUUUCAACUACACCACUCCAGAUCGCAGCAGGCAGGAACUGCUCCAAAACAAGACCCCUCUCCGGAGUGAGCAUUGGCCUUUCAUGAGCAGAAUAGACGGCAAGGAUGUGAGGGUCGCCACCCCAAGAACCCCAAAGGCCCCAAAACAUGGCCCUCGGCCUUCACGUUUCAAGCUGCUUGACGUGAAGCCGAUCACAGCCGUUCUUUUCCCAGAUUCGUUGCCUUCAAAAAAGCGCCGUCUGCGGCGUCUGAUGCCGCCAGGAUUGCCAAGGCCUGUACCCAAAGCCGCAGCCUCUCCCAGAGUUUUACUAUACGAGGAAGAGCUUUGCGAAGCGGUGGCGCAGAAUAAGCUUCUAUGAAGCCCCAAAAGAAGUGGUCUGGUUGCGAUGGAUUGACAUCGCUUCUCAUGCCUCAUCUCAUAAUGUAUAUAUAGUGUUCAUCAUUUAUGUCAUGUCUCUGGGUAUGCUUUUUUUUUCUUCUUUUUACCCGGUGGCACCUGUGUGUCAUCUUGGACAAUCAUGGUCAGAUUAGGCUGUUUUAGGUUAGUCAUUAGCCUGUCAUACUCUCCUGCGCAUAAGGACCAAAGUCUGGUUUAUUCCCUGGUUUUGUAUAUACUAUAGUAGCGGUUGAAUAUCUUGGAAGGAUAAUAGUGUUUUGGCUUCAAAA